UUUCUUUCUAUGUUCCUCAACUUCGUCUGUUUACUUUUUCACAACCCAAAUUUCGGAUACACUGCGGGGGUGCUUCAUCAAAUCGAAGAAAUCCAACCAACGAAACGAACGCUGCCUUGUGCAAGUCCAACCAGAGGAAGCACCAGCGCCAGCUCAAUAACGCCAGUACCAGCCAGAGGUAGCAAAAAUAAAAAGGAAGAAUUGAUAUCACAGAAGAAGAAAAUCCACCAAAUGGCACACGACAAAACGGUACACACAGGCUAUAGGGCACUUUUCGCUCCGUAAUAAUUUCGCCCCAUUGCCAUUGUACUAGUGACGUUGCUGUUGUUGGUGCUGUUGCCUUUGCUUUUGCCUUUGCCGUUGCCAUUCCGUUAUGUAUGUUGCAUGGAUUCAACUAUCAUGGCGGCAGAAGAAAUUCCGCUCAGUCUUUUAAGUGGCGCGUCGGAGUUCAUACAUAAGGCACUUUACGUCUCGUCUCGUCGCUUCUAUACCGACGGAAUUAUUAUUAUACUGCCUCAGCAGCAAGAAAAAGGCAUAUUGGCAUUUUUUCGGUGUGUGAUGUCGGUUGCUUAGAAAUACAAACAAAAAAUUAGAGUAUCUCGAAAAAUGUUCUGUUCGUGAAGGAACAUCAUAUGCUGGUUGCAUUCUUUGUGUGUUUAUACAAAAUCUGCAUUAAGGAAAUCAUAAAGCAGUAUCAAUCAAUGUCAUCACGAGUGUUGCUCCGGUUCUAGCUCUGGCUCCGGCUCCCGUUCCUCCAAGAUCCGUUUUACCUUUGGUGCUUUCUAGUAGACUCGUAAUAGGUAUUCGUGGAAAAAUAUAAAGUGAAUAGAAAAGUCAUUUUCCACCUCGAACAACACAAACAAUGAUAUUCUAAUCCUACACAAACGGAACGAACACCGGCAAAAAUAUCAAGUGAAAAGAGUGUUGUAGACUGCAGAGUGCUUGUGCCAAAGCCAGUGCCAAUCGAAAACGAAAUCGAUCGAUGGUGUACUUUCGAGGAAGUGCUUCGUUUGCUAUACAACACUUACCGUUACACUUCAGCCGCCGCCACCGUACGCUCAUGGAAUAAGAAGUUAUUAUUAUUGUUGUUAGUUCUAGUUGUUUGUUGUUAUUGUUUUUCUAGUUGCUAUUGUUUCCUCUGUACACAGAGCCAAGCACUGCACAGAUAGAGGGGGCGGGUAGUUCAUGUCGAAAGAAUUAUUUCAACCCAUUCGAUUGGAAUUAAGAAAAACAGAAAAACGAGCUAAAAAAAAAAAACUACCCAAGGACUAAUUGAAAAUUUCAAAUUAACGAAAGGCGCUGAUUGAUUUAAUGUUGAGAAAGCAAUUUCCAUUUGAUUCAGUUUUCAAUCUUGUGAGGAAUUAAGUUUGUUCGAUAGAUUAUUUCGUAUUUUUUUCCGUUCUAUCCAAUUUUCUGUUGUGUUUUUGUUUUCCUUGUAAAAAUCUCUUGUGGUGCAGUAAAGAAAACAUACACGUACCUAUAAUAUACCAAAGCAAGCAACCUGAAAGAUAUAAUUUUUCCUUUAAAAGCAUUUUCUUCCAAAGCAAGAGAAAAUAAGAAGAAAAUUUGUGUGUAUUUUUAUGUUUUUGUUGUAUAUGAUAUAAAAAAAGCUUGUGGUUAAGAGUUUUGUUUUUGCUUUGUUUUCUUAAAAGUGUGGGAAAGUGUUUUUGUGAUGAAGAUUUAAUUUGUGUUGUUUUUUUUUUUGAAGAGGAAGAAUAAAGAAAAAAUUCAUCAAGAAAAGAAGAAAGAAUCUUUCUGAAAACGAUUUUUUUAAAUAUAUGGAUACCUACACAUUUUUAUAGAUGAUUGUGAUUUAUUAGAAUUUAUCAAACAUGGCGAAGAAUCAUCAGAAUCAAAAUCAGAAAAAACCUUACCUUUUGUGUUGUUUUGUGUUAUAAAAUAAUAGAAAAAAAAAUCAUUCUCAGUUAAAUAAAAAAUAUAAAUUUUAAUAAAUAAAAUUGCGUGAGAGGCUUAGAAGGCUUAAUAAAAAAACACCCGCACUCCCAAUUCUCAAUCAUCAUGGCCUAUUGGAUGGAUACGUUGCUGCUAUUUAUGGUUUUUGUUCAAGAUUACACAUACAGUUUGCGACUGGUCGAAGUACGGAUACCAAACUACGUGGUAAAAGGAUCUGAUGCGCAACUUGAGUGCCUCUACGAUUUGGACGGUGAUGUACUGUAUUCUGUGAAAUGGUACAAGGAUGGGAAUGAAUUCUAUCGAUAUGUACCAAGAGAUAUGCCACCAUCACAGACAUUCCUCCUGCCAGGUGUAAUGGUUGAUUUACCCAACUCUACGGACGCUACAGUGACGUUAAAGAACGUCAACUUGUCAACGACAGGUCGUUUCCGCUGCGAAGUCUCAGGAGAGGCGCCUUCCUUUCAAACUGUCACUGAACACGGAGAUCUAGUGGUUGUAUAUCUUCCUGAUAAAGGACCCGUCAUGACUGGCGGUCGCCCCCGUUAUCAAGUUGGAGAUUGGGUUCGAAUAAAUUGUACAUCAGGACGUUCGAGGCCAUCUGUUCAGUUGACAUGGUUUGUCAAUGGAGAACAAGCAGAACCAUCUAUGGUUAGAGGAUAUGAAAAAAUUGUUUCUGGACGUGAAGCCCUGGAAACUUCAAUAUUGGGUCUACAAUUUCGAGUAGAACAACACCACUUUCGAAAUGGUGAUAUGAAAUUGAAGUGUGUGGCCCGUUUGUCAACAAUUUAUUGGCGCAGCAACGAAGAAUCCGUCGAAGGUGAUCGUCCUCAAAAAGCACCCGUUCUAGAAUCACGUGAAACUGUUUAUGCAAGCAAUUCAAGAAUGGAUCCAUCCCAAGGUAUGUCAUUCCGGGAAUUAUUUGUAACAAAACUUUUAUCGUUUUUCAUUCAACCAAAUGCAGCCAGUAUGAUGGACAUCAAAUGCUUGCCAAGUUUAGUUAUAACACUCACGUUAUUAUCAUGUGCGCUUAAUAGCUUAACACCGUCAUAUCAACGAAUUCAUAUAUCCUUUACAACAACGUUAUCGAAUAGAUAGCUUCAUUAAAUUUUAUUUUUAAUUUUUAUUUUAUUUUUAAUUAUAGAUGUAAAAUGUAUAACGUAGGUGGUACACAGAAAGUAAAACAAAAAAUAUUAGAAAAAACGCACUUAAAUUGUUUUAAUUUUAUUCCUAUAAAAAAAAUAUUUCUGAUUACAUCCAUAAAAAAAAUAUU
Molecule: messenger RNA, 3184 nt
Organism: Eupeodes corollae
Lineage: Eukaryota; Metazoa; Arthropoda; Insecta; Diptera; Syrphidae
Gene: beat-IIIc
Exons: 6
Coding region: 2020-3009 (329 amino acids)
Source: RefSeq, a predicted model, not a curated record